This is a messenger RNA of Neltuma alba, 1053 nucleotides long. Its product is annotated as DUF21 domain-containing protein At5g52790-like. Lineage: Eukaryota; Viridiplantae; Streptophyta; Magnoliopsida; Fabales; Fabaceae. The record is from RefSeq and is a predicted model, not a curated record. The transcript has 9 exons. Gene Ontology annotation, biological process: magnesium ion homeostasis; intracellular manganese ion homeostasis. Gene Ontology annotation, cellular component: cytoplasm. The coding region runs from base 1 to 1053 and encodes 350 amino acids.
AUGGAAGAAGUAGAGUUCCCAUGUUGUGAAAGGACCUUCUGGCUUCUUCUUGUGGCCUUUCUGGGGCUCGUGUUAUUGGCAGGCAUUGCUUCAGGUCUGGCUCUGGGACUGUUAUCGUUCUCCCAGGUUGAUCUUGAGGUCCUUAUUAAAGCUGGUAGCCCAAACGACAGAAAAAAUGCAGCAAGGAUUUCACCAUUUGUAAAGAAUGGCCACUUCGUCCUCUGUACUCUCCUUAUUGGCAAAUCACUUGCUGCAGAGGCAAUGCCAGUUGCUCUGGACAGAAUACUUCCCUUCUGGCUUGCUAUUCUAGCAUCAGCUCCCCUCGUCACUGUCUUUGUGGAGAUUGUUCCCCAAGCUGUGGCAGCCCGUUAUGGACUAACUUUAGGAGCAAAGAUGGUUCCCUUUGUUCAGCUCCUUCUUGUCAUCUUCUCUCCCAUAUCCUAUCCUGCUAGUAAGCUUCUGGAUUGGACUCUUGGGAAAGAGCACUCAGUUCUCCUAAGAAGAUCAGAGCUUAAAACAUUUGUGGACUUACAUUCAAAUAAGGCAGGGAAAGGAGGAGAACUAUCUCAUCAUGAAACUUCAAUAAUCUCAGGUGCAAUGGAUUUGACUGAGAAGAAAGCAAAAGAUGCAAUGACCCUCCUCUCUGAAGUUUUUUCCCUUGACAUAAACUCCAAAUUGGACAUGCAUACAAUGACUCUAAUAACUAGCAAAGGUCACAGUCGAAUACCUAUAUACUCUGGAACUCCAAGAAACAUCAUUGGCCUCAUAUUGGUUAAGAAUCUAGUUUUCUGCCGCCCAGAAGAUGAGACCCCAAUCAAGAAUUUGAUAAUCAGGAAAAUUCCUAGGGUUUAUGAAAACUGGCCGCUUUACGACAUGCUGAAUCAAUUCCAGAAGGGUCACAGCCAUAUGGCCGUUGUGUUGAAGGAAAGCAAAAACGCUAAGAAAACUACAGCUCAGAAUGCUAGCACCCCUACUUAUUUUAACAUGAUUACAGAUAAACUACCAAAUGAAGUGCAGAUCAAUAAAGGUAGCAUCAUAUGGCUUUUAAACUAG